UCCAUUUGCCUGCAACUUCGAGAGAGAGCAGUGCUGGUUGAGGAUCGCUGCUUAAGAUGGCCAGGAGCUCUGCGCCCCUCUGGCUCUUGGUGCUGCUGGCGAUCGCCCAGUGGGAGAGUUCCGUUGGCGCCUCCUCCCACUCUCUGAAGUAUUUCUACAGCUCCAUCUCAGACCCCAGUCAGGGGAAGCCGAAGUAUGUCGCUAUGGGGUAUGUGGACGAUCAGCUCUUCGUUCACUACGACAGCCACAGCCAGAGGGUGAAGCCUCGAGUCUCCUGGAUGGAGAAGGUGGGGAAGGAGGAUCCCCAAUACUGGGACAGAAACACCCAGAUAUCACGUGGCACUGAGGAGACGUUCAGAGUAGACCUGGAGACUCUGAGGAUUCGCUACAAUCAGAGCGAAGGCCUUCACACAUGGCAAAGGAUGUAUGGCUGUGAGCUCCGAGGAGACGGGAGCAAAAGAGGGUUUGACCAAUUUGGCUACGAAGGGAGGACCUUCAUCACCUUCGACAAGGAGACCCGCACUUGGGUUGCUCCCAUCCCCCAGGCCCAGAUCACCCAGAGGAAAUGGGACUCUAUUCCAGGAUUGAAUGAGAGAAAUAAGGCCUACCUGGAGGAAAUCUGCAUUGACUGGAUAGAGAAGUACCUGUCCUAUGGGAAGGAGACACUGCAGAGGACAGAGACCCCAAAGGUGACAGUGAGCAGCCGGACGGAGGUGGGGGAUGGGAUGGAGAUGCACAUCUGCCGCGUGGAUGGCUUCUACCCCAGGGAGAUCGAUGCCUCCUGGAGGAGGGAUGGGGAGGUAUGGCUGGAAGAGACCUUCCGUGGGUUUCUGGCCCCCAACGCAGAUGGGACCUACCACUACUGGCUCAGCAUCCGGAUCGACCCCAAAGAGAGGAGCCGCUAUCGGUGCCACGUGGAGCACGACGGCCUGCAGGAGCCUCUGGACUUGGAGCUGAAGGAGACCCCAAAGGUGACGGUGAGCAGCCGGACGGAGGUGGAGGAUGGGAUGGAAACGCACAUCUGCCGCGUGGAUGGCUUCUACCCCAGGGAGAUCGAUGCCUCCUGGAGGAGGGAUGGGGAGGUAUGGCUGGAAGAGACCUUCCAUGGGUCUGUGGCCCCCAACGCGGAUGGGACCUACCACUACUGGCUCAGCAUCCGGAUCGACCCCAAAGAGAGGAGCCGCUAUCGGUGCCACGUGGAGCACGACGGCCUGCAGGAGCCUCUGGACUUGGAGCUGAAGGAACCAACCAAUUCAAAAUCCAACCUGGGGCUCAUCAUUGGCUGCGUUGUGGCUGCCCUUGUCCUGGCGUGUGCGAUUGCUGGGAUCCUGGUAUUCUUCAAAAAACGUCAAGAUGACUACAAAGCAGCACCAACAAGUGACAGAGGAUCCAGCAGUUCAGACCAGGGGAGCAACCAGAAGGUUUAGCAGCCCCCUUGCAGGGGAGACGCCCAGCAUGAGGAGAGAAGAGAGAAGAUGGGAUCGGCCUCCUUCUGAAUUAGGCCGGACUCUCAUGCUGCAUGAGAGAACCAGGAGAGAUUUUUGGGUCUUUCAUCACUGCUUUUAUCACUGAAUCAGUAAACUGUUUCUAUUAUGAUUGAGGAGCAGAGGAGAAAAUAAUAUAUUGUGUGUUACUAAUUGUCCAAUCAAAAGAUUUCAAAUUGGGUUUCAUAGAUAAUAGUUUAUCAUAGAUAAAUAGGUUGCAUAACCCCCUUAAUGGGCUUUUGCUGAUUAGUCUUAGUGGAUAGAGGUUGGAGGCUAAAGAUGAGAUUUUAGAGAAGGGUUUAUAGAGAAUGGGGUGAGCAAUCGGAUGAAGAAUUUAUUGGUUUUGCUUUAAGAAAGAUUGAGAAGUUGUUAAUUUUCAUUAUAUUUGUUGGGGAUGAAGGUGGAGGUUACUUUUUCUUUUUUCCUUGUGUUAGUUUUAUCUUUUUUAAUGUGAUCUUCGAUGAAACUAUUACUAAGAGAAGUGUGCGUUUUGAGAUUUUUGCAGCUAAAUUAGUUGAUGUAUUUUUAAUUGAUUAUUGCACGGUUAUUUGAUCAUAUAUUUCAUAACACAAAGUUUGACAAUCCAUAUACUGAGGGUAACAUUUGACAGUGAUUUUUUUUAUAGAUUGGCAUUUAUGGCUUUUCAUGAUUUAGAAAAACGGAUGAUGAAAUCAAUUGUCAGGCUGCUCUCUCCUUAACAAUUGCACAACUUUUGUAAGUUUGCCGAAAUUUGUUUGAUUAAAAUAAAGGAUUUCUUUUCCUCUUA
Messenger RNA from Thamnophis elegans (Western terrestrial garter snake), 2250 nucleotides. RefSeq names its product BOLA class I histocompatibility antigen, alpha chain BL3-7-like. Gene Ontology annotation, cellular component: external side of plasma membrane. The transcript is spliced from 10 exons. Gene Ontology annotation, biological process: immune response. The record is from RefSeq and is a predicted model, not a curated record. NCBI's taxonomy places the organism in Eukaryota, Metazoa, Chordata, Lepidosauria, Squamata, Natricidae. Bases 57 to 1427 code for a protein of 456 amino acids.